Messenger RNA from Striga hermonthica, 2412 nucleotides. NCBI's taxonomy places the organism in Eukaryota, Viridiplantae, Streptophyta, Magnoliopsida, Lamiales, Orobanchaceae. The record is from the annotation of a GenBank genome assembly.
AUGAGUUUUCGCGCCAAAUUUGCCCCCCAUGCCAGUAACCAGCUCCGGCGACCUCAAAACCUAAUCAGCCGUCUCUUGCUUCUUCUCGAACGCUGCAAAUCGUCAAGAUCGGUGCAGCAGAUUCACGCCCAGAUGCUCGUUCGCUCCAUAGCGAUGCCCAUGCCCAAUUACAUCCUCUCCAAACUCAUCGACCUCAAGGACUUCAGCUACUCCACUCGUUUCUUCCCCCAAAUCCCCCUCAACAGCUACGCCUUCAACGUGAUGAUCAGAGGGUUAGCCACUGCGUGGCAGAAAUUCGACCUUGCCUUACAAUUACUCAUCGAGAUGAAAUCGCUUGGCGUGAGUCCGGACAAUUUCACGUACCCGUUCAUUUUCAAAUCCUGCGGGAACAUUUCAGCCCUGAGAAUGGGGGAAACUGUCCAUUCCGAGGUUGUGAAAUCUGGGCUGCGAUCGGAUUUCCACGUGGUUCAUUCUUUGAUCACGAUGUACUCGCAUUGCAGAGAGAUGGAUUGUGCUCGGAACUUGUUCCAUGAAAUGACUGAUCGGGACAUGGUUUCAUGGAACUCGAUGAUAUCGGGAUACUCGAGGUUAGGGUUUGCAUGGAAGGCGGUCGAAAUGUUUUGGGAGAUGAGGGAGGACGGAUUUGAACCCGAUGAGAUGACGCUCGUGAGUGUGCUUGCUGCCUGUGGGGAUUUGGGGGACCUCAGCCUGGGAAGAUGGAUUGAGGGGUAUGUUGUUGAGAAAAGGUUCGAGUGUAAUUCAUAUAUUGGUUCUGCGUUGAUUAAUAUGUACGGGAAAUGUGGGGAACUCGAGUCUGCGCGAAGGGUGUUUGAUAGCAUGAAAAGGAAAGAGCUAGUCAUUUGGAAUUCCCUAAUUACUGGAUACUCGCAAAAUGGACAGUCGGAUGAAACUCUGAAAUUAUUCAAUGACAUGAUGGAGACGGGACCUGAACCUAAUGAAGUCACACUGGUUGCGGUUCUUUCUGCUUGUGCGUCAGUUGGAGCUCUUGAUACUGGGAAAUGGAUCGAUGAAUAUGCGUUCAAAAGAGGGUUGCAGCGUAACAUUUAUGUAGCUACUGCUCUAGUUGACAUGUAUUCCAAAUGUGGGAAUUUGGAAUAUGCGUCACGCGUAUUUGAAAGUAUGCCUCUUAGAAGCCAGGUUUCUUGGAAUGCAAUGAUAUUUGGACUUGCUUUUCAUGGGCAUGCACAGAAAUCGAUCGCCUUAUUUCAACGCAUGUUGGAUGAGGAAAAGGUUUUGUGUCCGGAUGAUAUCACUUUUGUCGGGGUUCUUUCUGCAUGUGUUCAUGCAGGUUUGGUGGAUGAAGGUCGUAGAUUGUUUAAUAUGAUGAGCUUAUCUUUCGGGCUAACUCCAAAAAUUGCGCACUACUCUUGCAUGGUUGAUCUUCUAUCCCGUGCCGGACGGAUUUAUGAAGCUUGGGACUUUAUUCAGAAAAUGCCACAGAAACCGGACGAAAUUUUGUUAGGGGCUUUGCUGGGUGCCUGCCAGAAGCUAAAAAACGUGGAUAUUGGUGAAAAGGCCAUGGAACUUCUGUUAGAAAUGGAACCUUCAAAUUCUGGCAACUAUAUUAUCUCAUCAAAAAUAUAUGCUGAUAUGAGGAGGUGGGACGAUUGUGCUAGAAUGAGAUUGUUAAUUAAACAAAAGGGUGUAACUAAGACCCCAGGAUGUAGCUGGAUCGAGAUGGACGGCCGUCUUCAUGAAUUUCAUGCAGGUUGUUUGUUAGUUGAACAUGGAGAUGAGAUUCACGAGAUUCUUGACUUGGAUUUGGUGCCCGAAAAUCUGCGAUUUGCCUUCACCACGCAACUUUCACCUACUUUCUCAUUUGAUUUAUCUAAUCUGCAACUCUCGGUUUUUGGUCUAAAAUCAUGGAGAGACCUAGAAAUUCAUCUUCAUCCGCAGAUCGAACACCCCCAGUCGUCGCUGCCAGAGUUCAAACAUUUAAAGAUACACGACGAGGCGGAGACAGUACAGUCCCGGCGACGACGGUCAGCGCGGUGGUUAGAACCCGAGAGGUGGCGCGUCGGGAGAAGGCGGCUGACUGGCAUAGGGAUCAGUCCUCAGUUCAUCACUUUCACAAAUGUGACCAUAGCAUCUGAUAAGUACAUAUGUGUCCGGGAGACAGCACAUCAAAGCAGCGUGGUGAUUAUUGACAUCAACAUGCCUAUGCAGCCAUUGAGGAGGCCGAGGCCUACCAUCGCAGAUUCCGCGCUUAUGAAUCUGAAUUCUCAAAUUUUUGCGCUUAAAGCUCUAGACUUCAUAGCAACCAGGGAAGAAAACUUAUCCAGCAUGGUAGUUUACGAGGCAACUGAAAGAAAGUUAAAUUACCCAGGUGAUAAUCACCUCAAACGGCGCAAUAACCGUGGAACUGUGCAAGGAAGGUUCUCCAGAAGUUGA